CUCUGUUGUGCUAUUUCCUGUCUGCUACCAACCUCUCACUUCUUACUACCUCUUCCGUUAUGGUCGGAAUGGAUGUUGUACAAGCCUCGAACACCGCCUUAGUCCAAAGCCAGCCUUUAGUUGCUGUCUUCUUCGGCGGUACCUCAGGCAUUGGUCACUACACUCUGCGUGCCUUAGCGACCGCUGAAGCUACGAAUGGCAAAGGGUUUCGGGCAUACAUCGUGGGUAGAAAUGCCAAAGCAGCCGAAGAGAUCAUCGCAGAAUGUCAUGGCAUCUACCCGCAAGGCCAGAUCAAAUUCGUCCAGACAGAUGACAUCUCUUUGAUCCAGGAAGUCGAUCAAGUCUGCGCAGAAAUUAUCCAGCUUGAAGAAGAGCAGAACCAGGACCCCAGAAUCGAUUACUUGAUGCUGUCACAGGGAGGACCUAUCUUUCUCCCACGGAAAGACACCAAAGAAGGCAUCGAUGUCACCAUGUCCUUGAUGUACUAUUCUCGCAUGAGAGCCAUCAUGAAGCUACUGCCACUGUUACUAAAAUCUACUCUUCCCGCUAAAGUGGUUUCAGUCUAUGCGGCGGGACUUGAGGACAAGCUCUACCUAGACGAUCUCUCACUUCGUGAUUUGUCACAUUACAGCUACUCACAAGCUCGGUCACAUAUGAUAUAUAUGCACACGUUGUUCAUGGAGACUUUGGCUGAGCAGCAUCGAGGGAAGCUCAGUCUCAUACACAUUUUCCCCGGCCUCGUAUUGGGACCUGGCUUCGAUAAGCAAGAUAUGCCUCCCUGGUUCAAGCUGCUGUGGCGUUGGAUUUUUGUCCCCGUCUUAGCGCCAUUUGUUACGGUGCCACCGACGGAGUGCGGUGACAGGAUGUUGAGCCUUGCAUCGCCGCGCUAUCCACCACGAGCAGUUAACUUUUCGGAGACCCAGGAGGAGGCUGCUGUGGGGACAGACGGUACGCAUGGGAGUGGUGUCUACUCUCUUAGUCAGAAGGGUGAGACCAAUUACAACAACAAGGCUUACCAGAAGAUUGAUAAGGAUGAGAUGCGGCAGAGGGUCUGGGAGCAUACAAUGAGUGCUUUUGGAGCUAUUGAGGCAGGAAAAGUAUUUACCGAUUGACUUGUUCCAGGCUGUGACUUGCAGACUGCGAUGGUUGGAUGUUCCGAAGCUGUUUUGUGAUGACCUCUGCAAUCUGGAAGCGAUCUUGCUAUUGCAUUUUCUUGUAGUAGUCUCGCAUAGUAUAAAUACGAGUCACUAUAGUAGUAUUUGGUGUACACACUAUCGAUUAGAUAGUAUGACACAGCUUUAUGC
This is a messenger RNA of Aspergillus ibericus CBS 121593, 1304 nucleotides long. RefSeq lists its product as uncharacterized. Gene Ontology annotation, biological process: secondary metabolic process. The record is from RefSeq and is a predicted model, not a curated record. NCBI's taxonomy places the organism in Eukaryota, Fungi, Ascomycota, Eurotiomycetes, Eurotiales, Aspergillaceae. The transcript is spliced from 2 exons. Bases 60 to 1112 code for a protein of 350 amino acids.